Molecule: messenger RNA, 758 nt
Organism: Juglans microcarpa x Juglans regia
Lineage: Eukaryota; Viridiplantae; Streptophyta; Magnoliopsida; Fagales; Juglandaceae
Product: 50S ribosomal protein L24, chloroplastic
Exons: 4
Coding region: 93-668 (191 amino acids)
Biological process (GO): translation
Cellular component (GO): mitochondrion; ribosome
Molecular function (GO): structural constituent of ribosome; RNA binding
Source: RefSeq, a predicted model, not a curated record
CCUAUCCAACGUGCAUUAUUAUCCUAUCCUUAUACCAUUGUCAGGAUAGAGCUCACAGCGAAAGCCACAGGCUCGAAGCAGCAGCAUCGAAAAUGGCAACCAUGGCUGCACUUCAGAGCUCCAUGACCUCUCUUUCCCUCUCCUCCAACUCCUUCUUGGGCCAGCGCCUCUCGCCGCCCACUCUCUACGCUGUGCCGGCCAAGCCAUCAGAGAAGCCAUGUCUCAUUGUAGCGAAGCUUAAGCGAUGGGAGCGGAAGGAAUGUAAGCCAAACAGUCUUCCAGUCCUACACAAAAUGCAUGUUAAGUUGGGAGAUACAGUGAAAGUAAUAUCUGGACGUGAUAAGGGCAAAAUUGGAGAGAUUACUAAGGUCUUCAGGCAUAACAGCUCUGUAGUAGUAAAAGAUAUAAACUUGAAGACAAAGCAUGUGAAGAGCAGAGGAGAGGAUGAACCGGGCAAGAUUCUCAAGAUUGAAGCACCUGUCCACAGCUCGAAUGUGAUGCUCUACUCAAAAGAACAGAACGUAGCAAGCCGGGUGGGUCACAAAAUCCUUGAAGAUGGUAAACGAGUCCGUUAUCUGAUAAAAACUGGGGAAAUAAUUGAUACCGCAGAGAACUGGAAGAGACUGAAGGAAGACAAAAAGAACACUGAAGUAGCUGCUGCUUCUUAGUUUCUUUUUUUCUUUUUUAAAUUUAUCUAACUAUUUUGUUACUGACACUUUGUUGAUCCAUAUACACUAAUGGUAAUAUAGAUUUGUCCA